Molecule: messenger RNA, 3970 nt
Organism: Hylaeus volcanicus
Lineage: Eukaryota; Metazoa; Arthropoda; Insecta; Hymenoptera; Colletidae
Product: inner centromere protein A-like
Exons: 2
Coding region: 1-3222 (1073 amino acids)
Source: RefSeq, a predicted model, not a curated record
AUGCCUGUUACGCUCGAUACGCGAAAGCCUGUUGAUUUGUUACCGUUUCGAAGCCCCGAUACAGUUUCGACGUUUCAGAUCGUCGUAGCGGCGACCCUCGUCGUCGUAACCGUUGCCAAAGAUGAGUCCACGAAAAGUCGCGAUAAGAGACAACAGGUUGCGUUUUAUCCAAGAAGAGGAGGCAGACCGCCACCUUACGCGGUUCAGAUGGAACCCAUAGUUCAGUAUUCCCAGAGGGAUCCGCUCUACAACCCUCUGGCUAACUCCAAGAGCGACGAUUUCUACGAAGAGGGUCCCUUGAAUUACUAUCCCACCGAACCGGAGCCGAUCAUCGAAAUUAUCAUCAAGGAAUCCAACGAAUCCCUACCGACGCCGGUGCCACCCCCUCCACCACCGACGCCGAGGCCCACCAAGGAACCCAUCCAAGUAUUUUACGUGAAGUACGAGAAGAAAAAGGGCUACGGGUCGGACAAACCGCGCGUUAUUUACGAUCCCCCCGUACCCGCGCUCACACCUGUCGAAGAACACGAAGAGAUCAAGCCGGAUAAGACGGCGUCUUACCCAGAAGAACCUGUUCACACGGCGACACCGGCACCGACGGAACCUUCUACGACUUUGAGAGCGAUCAUUCGACCCGAUAGUGAAGUGUACCACUCCGGAUCUAGCGGUAUUCGCGUUACUUUUGGCACAGACCAGGUACCACCAAACAACCACAACAAGCGUAGCGACGCGGAGACACCGUCCACUCAACACUCCAAGCCGGCUACCUCUGCUCCAGGUUCACCUAAAAGGCAACACGGUCCGUACCAACCGAUUCAGCCUGUGCUUCAAAGAGUGCCGCCUGCGUUUCCCCAGCAGAGGAUCGCAAACUCGUUUCUGCAGCAGCAGCAGCAGCCUCUCCAUCAGCCGCCCCAGCAACAGCCGCCGCUAAAUUACUUGCAACAACAGCCGUCGUUUCCAUCUCUGCCGCCACAGGUGAGAAACCCGUUGCCGAGGCCCCAACGGUUGCCCAUAACGAUUCAAGGCUUACCGGAAGUGCAGCAACGCGCGCCGUUCAACAGCUUCGGGCCGCCUCAUCGCGUCAGUAUCACUCACCCGCAGCAACCAGGAUUUCCCCCGACCCUCUCCGUUUCCCAUCAAAGUGUCCACAUACAGAACCAACAAUUACCGAUCAAUCAACCCGGUCACUUCAACGGGGAUCAGCAGCAACCACUGCCUAUAAACAAGCAGCAGGAGUUGGAGAAGCAGAGAUACCACGAGCAACGCCGUCAGCAAGAGUUGCUGAAGCACCGCGAGCAUCAAAGGCAGCACGAGCAACAGAGGCUCCAGGAGCAUCAGAGGUUCUUGGAACAGCAGCGACAGACGGAUCAGCAGAGGCAGGUCGAUCAACAUAGGCAGAUAGAGCAACAGAGAUUGCUGGAACAAUCGCGGCAACACGAGCAACAGAGGCAACAAGAUAAUCAAAGACUGCAAGAGCACCAGAGGUUACAAGAGCAACAGAGAUUGCACGAGCAACAAAGGUUGCAAGACCAGCAGAGAUUCCAGGAAGAACGCAAGAGAAAGCAAGAACACGAACAGAAAUUCUUGCAAGAGCAGCAGUAUCGUUCGCAGUUGAAGUACAAUCAACCGUCAUCGAUACAAGGCAUACCUCAAAUACCGAUUCAGUCUCCGAUUCAAAAACCCGAGGGGGAAAUUUUCAAAGCUGUGCCAAAAUUGGAGCAGCACUAUGCGAUUAGAGAAAAUCCACUUCAUCCUGGUCCUUUCCCGCCUAACACCCAAAUUCAACCGACAGGAUUCGCGGAACCCUCGCAAAACCAAUACAUUUCCUCCCAACCCCCCAGUCCAUCGCCAGAAAAUCAACCUCUCAUCCGAAAUCCAUCGAAUCAAUUCGUAAACGAUCAGCAGCAGCACCUGAACACGAAACAGCAAAUCUUCCAAAAUCAACAGCAAGGUUUCUUCUCGCAAACUCUGCAAACAUCUCAACAGCAGCAGCAGCAGCAGCAGCAGCAACAACAACAACAACAUCAACAACAACCACGAUUCCCACCGUCUUCUCAGCGAUCAUCCAUCUGGGGACGCCCGUUCUUUGGAAACAGCCCGAGUUCUUCGCACAAGAUUUACGCCACUCCCGUCACUAAUACCGAAGAUUUCAACGCGAUAUCCACAAUCAGGCCCUUCAUAUCGAGCACAACAACAACUACCACGACGACAACUACCACAACCACCGAAGCGCCAACGACAACGACGACACUGUCUCCGAAGAGCGAAGCGAAGAUCAAGGAGAACAUCGCCAACCUGCCCGACGAAGUUCCCGACGAUAUCAGGGAGCAGCUGUUGAGUUCCGGUAUUUUGGGCAACGCCGAUAUACAGAUACUGGAUUACGACAAGGUCGGCGACAUACCGAUCGAGAAACUUCCGCCCGAGGCGCUGGCGAAUUUCUACGGCGCCGGAGGCGGUUCCGCGGUGGCUGCCAGCGAACCGGUACCGUCGAUCGUCAAGAGACCCAAAACGGAAGACAGCGCUUCUUCUGCGACCUCCUCUUCUUCCACUUCCUUAGCCGUUUUGGCGAAGAAGGCGGCUGCCGGGAGCUCGACUAAGUUCGAGCAGGCCACUUUGCGUCCGGGAGGCGUGGAGAUGAAAGUAGUACGCUUCGAUCCGAAUACGGAGCAAGGCCAGGCGCUGGCCGAUCAGCACAUACGCGAUGAUGCUACCAGACUUCAGCCUGUAAACGUGGGAGCGAGGGACGAGGCUCAAUACAAUCGUUAUUUGCCGCUCAAAGUCAGCGGUGCUUCCUUCCCUAUCCCAGACGUGCCUCAGCUAGACGGUCGAAAGAUCUCCAGCGUGGUAGUGUUGGCACCCGUCGACUAUAACUUUCAUGAGGAGAAGGAGAUAGAGUCGAGGCAGGGCAGACGGGUGAGCGAUGUCCAGGCAGUCAAGUUUCUCGCCGGUAACACUCUCAAGCAAUUGGUGAAAAAGCCAUCCACGGAGAACUACAAGAAGUGGUUGGACCAGGAGAGCCGUACAGAGCCGCAGAAGCAGUCGGUGGUACUUCUGGUAACCAUGCCAAACGAUGCGGACCAAGGUGAGAAAGAAAUCUUCAUGUACGACGUGGUCUCACGAUCUGUGAGUAAAUUAUCCGGCGAUUUGUCUACCGCCUUCGUGGAUGCUGCCGAAAGUAAUUCCGACAGUAACUUCGACGAAUCGAGUUUCCCAUCGCACUAAGCUGUACGAACGCUACGGCAUAACAUAGCAAGAAGUUACUUAAUAAAGAAAAAACAAACCACACCUGUUUAGCGUGCCAAGCCUGGAUAUGACACAAAACGUUGUCAUUUCCCAUGUUAUCUAACGAUUACAACGAACGCGGAACAAGGUUUAAGAGAGGUAAAGGACAUAAAACUAUAAGUACCCUUGUAGAUAUUUUAAUUAUGUAUUAUUAUGUAUAUACUGAUUUUCUAUUUUUUUUUUUUUUAUACAAAAUAAACGCAAUCCUUUUGUACGUCCGAACUGUUCACUUUGUUACUCUGUGAAAGAGUCCUGAAAUGCCCUGAGUCUAAAAAUGAAAAAAAAAAGAACGUGUUACAAAUUCUCUAUGCUCGGAUGUGUAUACCUGUGUAUUAAUUAUCUUCCCCUCCCAUGUAAAUACCUUCAGGUUUGUUACUCACACGUUUAAUUAAACAGGAAAAGAUUUAAUGGAAGUGUAAUUUAAAUAAUUUGACUCAUGGUCUAAAGCCGCAGGAUGUCGACCUCUACCCCAUUGCAAACAUUAUAAGAAACCUACACGGAUACAAAACGGAAGUUUUUAAUUUGGCCACCCAUUUAAAUAAACUUAACGCUGCUUCGGAUCGGUGUACCUAAAAUUACGAAGUUCCUAUAACUCAAUUCAAUGUUUGAUGACAACUUUAAUUGAAUUGAGGAAGUUCAAUUUACAACCAAUUUACAUGUAUCGUCGUUAAUAAACUGGAUACAAUUA